Hippocampus zosterae (dwarf seahorse) is the source of this 2774-nucleotide messenger RNA. It is a transcript of the gene mtmr14, whose product is annotated as myotubularin related protein 14. NCBI's taxonomy places the organism in Eukaryota, Metazoa, Chordata, Actinopteri, Syngnathiformes, Syngnathidae. The transcript is spliced from 19 exons. Gene Ontology annotation, molecular function: phosphatidylinositol-3-phosphate phosphatase activity. Bases 676 to 2643 code for a protein of 655 amino acids. The record is from RefSeq and is a predicted model, not a curated record. Gene Ontology annotation, biological process: dephosphorylation.
UCACAUGGUAACACCAACUUCCUGUUUAUCACAACAACGUAUGGUGGAUUGCAACAUCGUGAGCCGCUGCUGGCGUUUUCAUUCACAUUAAUACAGAGACAGAUUUGAGAAUCUUCCGAGGUACCGCCUUGCAAUUUCAUUCCUGUAGCAUUUCAAGCCAUAGCCAUGGUUGUCAAUUGAACUUGAUGACUUGACGUCAAGGAAACGCGAACAGGCCGUUACGGAUCCUGGACGUUUCCUGAGUAGCUGACCGCAGUGUUCCCGGGCGGUGUAAGGUAUUGCCGUUCCACCUCCCGUCUGAAACUCAAACCAACCCCUGGGAGCUGCAGGAUUGCUGAACGAAUUUACGUGGUUGUGUAGCUUUGUGUAGUACACGAGUCUAAUAGCAUCACUUAGGCGUUUGAGGAUAACUAGUACCAGUUAGCUCGCGGUAACUGGACUGGAACUCCUGGCCGGCCGUGCGAGUCGUGUCAGUUUGUUUUGAAAGCGAAACAGGUCGCCGGUGCCCUGAAUUCCGAAAGACCUUCCGGCACUGGCCCCUUCAAGAGGGCAGUCAGGAAGAGACUGGCUGGUAAGGGAUGGCCUGGUCGGUCUCACCGUUCCAGUGGACAAGGAGCUGCGGUGUUUGAAGGCAAUCGAGUCCGGCUAGAGCCCGCCACCGCGGCUCGAGGCAGAAUGAUGGCCGCCUCCCCCUCCGUGGCCGGUGGCUUCAAGGCUACUGGGCUGUCGGCCAGAAAGGGUGAAGAAAUUGUGGAUUUGAUUGACUUAUUUUCCAAGACCCAGUACAGAGCAAAGGAAGUCACUCCUCGGAUGGAGUCAAUAGAAACCUGUUGUUUGGAGUUGUUUGCCAAAGAUUACAAGUACAGUGUAAUCCAUAACACUAAUGGUGAAGUGUGUGGCCAUUACCCACGGCGGAUAGUGUUCCUGGAGUAUGAAUGCACAGAUGUUGAUCGAGACAGGUUUGAGAGCACAGUGCAGAUCAGUAAGCUUCAAGAUUUGGUGAACCGGAGUAAACUGGCCCGAUGCAGAGGGCGGUUCGUCUGUCCAGUCAUUUUCUACAAUGGCAAGCACAUUUGUCGUUCGUCCACUCUGGCCGGCUGGGGGGAACUCUAUGGACGCACAGGCUAUAAUUACAUCUUUUCUGGGGGCAGUGAUGAUACAUGGGAAGACUCUGAGGAGAUUCUAGAGGAUGACUGUGGAGUCAGGAAUGGGGACUCACAGCUUUUUGACAAGGUCCGAGGCCACGACAUUAAGCUCCUCCGGUACUUGUCCGUUCGCUACAUCUGCGACCUUAUGGUGGAGAACAAGAAGGUUAAGUUUGGCCUGAAUGUGACAUCUUCUGAGAAGGCUGACAAAGCCCAACGCUAUGCAGACUUCACUUUGAUCUCUGUGCCUUAUCCUGGGUGUGAAUUUUUUAAAGACUACAAAGACCGAGACUACACAGCUGAGGGACUUGUGUUCAACUGGAAUCAGGACUAUGUGGAUGCUCCCUUGACGAUUCCUGAGUGCUUCACCAAGAACUUAAACAUUGAUUGGGCUCAGUACCAGUCAUGGGACCUGGUGGAACAGACGCAGAACUACCUGAAGCUACUUCUACACAUCAUCAAUAGUGAUGAUGAAAGUGGCCUUCUUGUGCACUGCAUAUCAGGCUGGGACCGAACACCUCUGUUUGUUUCUCUCCUCAGGCUGUCUCUUUGGGCAGAUGGUGCGGUACACAGCAGUCUGGAAGCGGCUGAGAUCUUAUAUCUGACCAUUGCUUAUGACUGGUUCCUCUUUGGUCACAUGCUGCCAGACCGACUCUCCAAGGGGGAGGAGAUUUUCUUUUUUUGCUUCAAUUUUUUGAAGCACAUUGUCUCAGAGAAGUUCUCUGCUGUUAAAAAACACAGAAGGAAGAACUCUCACUGCAAAGAUGGUGAUUUUACAGUCGAGGACCUUUGCCAGUUAAAGUCCAGGGAUCGUGGAAGUGUGACGAGUCUGAGCAGUGACUUUUCCCUCAUCACUGAGGAAGUGGGUGUGACUUCCAGCUUCACAAGCGACACUGUGGACCUCUUCUGUGGCCAGCCUUCACUUUCAACCUGGAAAAAAGGCAACACCUCCUCUCCUCAAAUGGUCGUAUGGAGCAAACAAAACCCUCUGGAUGAACAGCUCCCACACCCCCACAAUGAGGCUCGAUCUUCCAGUUCAUCCUCCUCCAAUCAUUCAGAACACGGCAUCACGCGCACGGGAAGCAGCCCUUUGGCUGUACCCAACCGAAGGUUUGCAACAGACUACAAUCGGUCCGGGUCUUCGCUGUCUACAGAGUAUGGUAGUUGGCAGAUCGUCUCUGGUUGUGGUAGCAUUCAUGAUCAUCCUCCUUAUCAGCCACCGCUGGCUUCAGCCUGCUCCACCUCGUCUGCUCUGGCUGCACCCUAUGACUCCCUCCUGCCCUUCAGCUUUCAGGAGGAAGGACCCAACGGACGACUGUGUCCCUUUCCCUCAGAACGUCAAGCCCGUCUAGAAGCUGUAAGGGAAAUCUUCCUGGCAGCCUACAGUUCUACAGUGGGUCUAAAGUCUGUAGCGUCCAGUCCCUCUGGCGCCAUCACAGGCCUGCUUGAGCAGUUCGCCCGAGGUGUCGGCCUCCGAAGUACCAACGCUCUUGUCUAAUCCCCUUUCAGUGUGAUUGCUGAGUAAGAGCGAUGCUUCAUCAAAUCCAUCCAUCAAAUAAAUUAUUUAUGGACUACAAUAAAGUGCCAAACAUGCCUUGUGCAGGGGAUUUUUACUUUUGUCAAACAUUA